Messenger RNA from Cryptomeria japonica (Japanese cedar), 5001 nucleotides. RefSeq lists its product as uncharacterized. Gene Ontology annotation, molecular function: 3'-tRNA processing endoribonuclease activity. Gene Ontology annotation, biological process: mitochondrial tRNA 3'-end processing. NCBI's taxonomy places the organism in Eukaryota, Viridiplantae, Streptophyta, Pinopsida, Cupressales, Cupressaceae. Bases 77 to 3910 code for a protein of 1277 amino acids. The record is from RefSeq and is a predicted model, not a curated record. Gene Ontology annotation, cellular component: mitochondrion. The transcript is spliced from 5 exons.
GGGCAUGGGUUUAUGAGAAAAGUGUUAUUAAAAAUGGGAACAAAAAUGUCAUGAACGGAGGAGCAGAAAAAGGUUUAUGAUUUUGGAAAUUGGAGGCAAAAAAGUGGAACCAAGCGUUGUACAUUAUUUCAAACCCUUGCACGUCUAUAGGAAGCGGCCAGGGUUUCAGGGUUUCAGGGUUUUACAAAGAGCGUGGAUGCAGAUGGAGACAAGUACAGGACAUGAAUAUCAUGUGAGAAUUAUCAAAGCCGAAGCAGAUGGAGUAGCCCCAUCGCUACUUGUCUCAGCGCCUAAAAAUGGUCCCCAAUACCUGUUUAAUGUGCCCGAAGGCUUUUCCAGGCUCGUCCUUGAGCACAAGAUCAGGCCCUCCGCCCGUCUGGCUUCCGUCUUCCUCACUUCUCUUCGUCCUCACUGCGCUGGUGGACUUGGUGGAUUACUCUUAAGGCUUGCAGGUGAUGGCCACGGCCAGUUGCAGUUGAUUGGGCCAGAUUGCACAUCGGCAUAUCUUCAUUCACUUCGACACAUUAUAUAUUGGCGUCAUCCUAAGGUCUUUAUAUGUGAUUGUCAGCCAUUCAGGCCUUUGCCUGUAUUCGAUGAUGACUUUGUUAGCAUAUGUCCUAUUCUACCUAGUGGUAAAAUUUUGGCUUGUCCCUGGUGCAAAAACAGUGAAAAUCAUUGUAAAGAAAAUGAACUGCACAAUUUUUUUUCUGAAGAUGGCAAUUUUAAAAGCAGAUUUGAGUGUAUGUCUUCUGAUGGUAUGAGUUGCUCUAACAGUAACGAUGAGAUGGAUGGUACUACUUCUAGAAGUUUCAAAGGCUCUGUGAGAUUAGGAUCAGAAAUUGAUGAGAGUGUUACUACUAGGAACAUGUUUCACAAUGAUCAUUGUCAGAGUAGCAGUAAACUCCUCUAUAAAGGUAUUGAGACUAAUGAAGGAAAGAAAGUUCAGGUGAAGAAGUUUGGAAGUGAUACUUGUACGUGUGGUAGGAAACUGAAUGGCAACAGAAAGAGAGAUAUUUUAGGUCACGAGCUUUCUCCAACUGUAGAGAAAAAUUAUGAAUGCAAAGAAGCAUGCUCAAUUAUGGGUAGAACCAUGGAACCUUCUAGUGAACUAUUUGAUGAAAAAGAUUUUAUAGCAUAUGCUAGUACUAAGAGUAGCUCUGCUAUGGAAGGCACUUUCUCCACGUGUAAGCGAAAGAGGGAGUCCUUGAAGAAUGAUUCACUUCUAGGUUUGGAAGCAAUGGAUAAGUUUGUAUCUGAAGCCUUGCAGGAUUCAACUCAUCCUUCCAUACGAUCAUGUAGGAAAUGUUGCUUUAAAAGCAGCAAUAAGUUAGUGUUGGAACCAACAAUACAAGUGAGAAAAGUGACCCCUGAUUCUGGAGUGCAGGAACAAUGCCCUAUGAAUGGCUGGCAUAAACACAACAGUGAGUUAAUUAGUGGUAAAGACUCUGUAGUACCUCAGAUUGGCAUGCGAGAUAAUCUAACUGGAAAGGAUUUACAGGAAUGCGGAUUAUCCAAAGUUCAACAAAAUGUACAUCUCUGUAAUGAAACAACCUGUAUGUUUACACCUGGCGGUCAAGAAAAUGAAUCUAAUUGGAGUGUAAACAACUCAAUGGAAGUAGAGCUACCUAAUUUGCCAGAUGGUGCAAUCCCUCUGUACAUUAAGAAUCCAGAGCAUGAUGUGACUGUGAUAUGUGAAGAUUCUAUAGAAAAAAUCCCUUUGGCUAGUGACAGAGGUGAAGAUUAUAAUUCAUCAAUAGAUGCCAGAGAAAUUAUUGGUUUUGUAUGUUACAUGAAGAAGCUCAGAUCAGCAUUUAUAAUUGUUAAUUGUGAAACUCCAGAAUGUGUUGAUAAGCUACUCCAAAACUCUCUCCUCAGUUGCAUAUCUUCUGAUAAUGAUCAGAAUGGAUGUUUACAUUCAGUUUGUGCAUUUAUCCAUUUAACUCCUCCUAGUGUGUUGAAAACAGAAAAAUACAUGGCAUGGAUGAGGAGUCUCGGAGAUGAUGCUUUGCAUAUAAUAAUGCAUGAUGGAUCUGCUGAGUAUGGUUUCCUGUAUUCAUUUUCAUCUCUGGCAAAAAUGAACAUGGUCAACAAAGAAAUCUUUCCUCUUCCAUUCAAUGCUGUACUGUGCAACCAACAGAUGGAUGCUGAGAACUUUGAGCAUUUUGGGUUUGGCAGGCGAGUUAAGAGUGUUCGGUUGCUCACAUGUGUAGCAUUUCAGAGCAUUCAAGGAGGGAAAGUUCAAGUGGUGUUGGAUGAUUCAAUGUGCCAAGGAAAUAUGGAUACUGAGCUCAUACAAGAGUCUUUUGCUAAGAGUAGGCCAGACCUAGCUGAAAAAACUAAGAAGGUUGCAAAGGAUUUUUUGGUCACAUCACAAGGUGCUGGCAUGUGGCUGAGUGCAAACAAGAUGGCAGCAUUAUCUCUCAGGGAGAAGCUUUUGCUGCAGAGGAAAUUAGCAGUUAAAGAAGCAACCACUCAGGGUGUUUCUGCAGUGCCUUCCAACAUCUCUGUUGCCAACAAUUUGAAUUACUCAGGUACUGAAAACAUUUGCAGCUCACUUUGUAAUGGCAGAACAAAAUCUGCUGAGUUUAGGCUGCUUUUCCUAGGUACAGGAUGUGCCGAACCAAUGAAACAGAGAGGAAGUAGUGGUAUUCUUUUGGAGAUGUAUGAUAAAGGAUACAUGCUGUUAGAUGCAGGGGAAGGUGUUGCAGGACAAAUCCUCAGGGCUUUUGGAAAGCACAACAUGAGAAAGGUAGUUGAGGAACUCCAGUGUGUUUGGAUUUCACAUAAACAUGCUGAUCAUGUUUUGGGGAUAAUUUCUAUUAUUGCUGCAAGGCCUGAGAAUGGGCUAGGUAUUUUAAUUGUGGGUUCAACACAAGUUCAUGAAUGGCUUCAGGAGGUAAAUUGCAUCUAUGGAAAAUUGGGUUACUCCUUUCCUUCUUUUACAUUUGUGCACUGUCAACAGUUCAUGGCAUGUCAGCAGGGAAGCAGCAUAUCUAAGAGAAUAGGAUGUGAGGAUCUUGUUUCUAGAUUGUUGGAGAAUUUACAAUUGUGUAGCAUGCGAUGUGUCUGGGUUGAUCACUGUUUUCAGUCCUGUGGGCUUGUUUUGUCAUCAAUGAGUGGUUGGUCUAUGGUCUACUCUGGGGAUACAAGGCCAUGCAAAGCACUUAUAGAAGCAGGCAUGGGUUGCACAUUACUUAUCCAUGAAGCUACCUUUGAGGAUAAGUUUGGAAGUCAUGCAAGGGCAAAGCGGCAUAGUACAAUUUCAGAGGCUUUGGAAGUUGGUCAGCAAAUGGGUGCUAAGCAUGUUAUCCUCACACAUUUUAGUCAACGUUCACAAAAGAUAAUGGGAAUCAAUUUUCCAGAAAAUAUAAGUGCUUCCUUUGCUUAUGAUGGAAUGGUCAUCUAUAGCCGUAAUCUUCAAGCACUACCUGGAUUAAUGCAUUGUCUGGUUAGUUUAUUUGAUGAAUAUAAUGGAACAAUGAGCUGUCAGGAUUCAAGUACAAACUCAGGAAAUGAAAGGAGGACUGAUAGAAUCCAGAGGUUAAGCAAUGAAAGGAGGACCAAUAGAAUUCAAAAGCAUACCGCUAUCGCCAUUCCUUCCAUAAAAUUACAAUCUUUGGAACAGUGCCAUAUUCUCGAUCAUAUAGGAUGGAAUGAUUUGGAAUCUGAAAUCGCUCCAAGUCAUACUGCUGUGGUCAUUCCUUCCCUGAACAUACAAUCUUCAGAACAGGGUAGUUUUCCUAAACAUAUAAGAUGGAAUGAUUCUGACUCUGAGGACGGUGAUUUGGAAUCUGAAAUCGAUCCAAGUCAUACUGCUAUGAUCAUUCCUUCCCUGAACUUACAAUCUUCAGAACAGGUUAGGCUUCCCAACCAUAUAAGAUGGAAUGAUUCUGACUCUGAAGAUGGUUAAUAUUGUUAUUGAUGAAGUGUCAAGUACUAGACUAAGCUGGAAUUGAAAGGAAAAGCUAUGUCUUUAUAAGGAUAGAGUCAUCCUGUAAUGGCUUUUUAGUGAUUGAUGGUUUGGUGGUGACAAAGACCACAUUAUGGAAGUUUAAUAGCCAUCUUCUGAAGGUUGUCAGUUGCGAUAACCCUUGACAAUGCCAUAAAAUGUUGAGUCAAGCAAAGUACUUGCUUACGAUUUGUAAGCUAUCUCUUUACCCUGGUUUAUGGGGUUGUAAUGGAGGAAACAAAACUUGAUUGAGUAAAUCAAGAAGCCUAUUUGGUUCGCAUGCUAUGUACAUGCUAUUUAGUGUAUGAUGUGGUUAUCUGUCCAUAAAAUGCUUAUCAGCUGCUUGCACGUUGGCACUUAUCAAGAACAGGCAGAAUAUCAUAGUAAGUGCAUUACAACUGUGAUAUUGUCAGGAUCAGGAUGUUUUUGCAGAACACAGUGUAACCCUGGGAAAGUUUGUCAUGAUAUCUUGCAAAGCAAGUUGUUUAUAAUUUGUUUCCAAAAUUCAAUUAGUUGGACAGUGUGUGGAGACCAUGUUUGUUCUGAAAUACAGUUUAUGAAACAAGCUUGAGGAAACAACCGUGUAGAACUUUUUUAAUUCAUAUUUCAGAUGACACUGAUCGAUCUUUCAGAUUUCUAGUCCAAAACUCCUCGAUUGGCCACAGUAUAUAAAUCGGAAUCUCACUAAUAUUAUGCCCUCCUCCAAGGACCCUUAACAAUAUUGGUGAAGGUGAGGCGUAAUCAUUCUGUGUGAGAUUUAAUUCACCAAGUUUUGUGCCAAAUGUAAUUUUUGAUCUUGUGCAUGAUGAAAUGGAUAUGGUGCUGUUCAGGAUUUAUUGUGAUGAUGCCUAUGGGGGGGAACACUUAAUUCUUGAAAUUCUUAGACGCAAAGUCUGAACUAUUUAUUUGAAGUUUUUGACUCCUGUAUUGAAUUGGUAGUUCACAGUUAUACACCAGUCAAAAGUUGCCGGUUCACUGCAUAGAUUUUGUGAUACCCUAUCAUAUUUAGUUCCUUCAAUUUUUGGCAUCGUAUAAAAAUAGCUUAAGAUUUA